This is a messenger RNA of Eremothecium sinecaudum, 342 nucleotides long. RefSeq names its product SCF ubiquitin ligase complex subunit HRT1 (gene HRT1). Gene Ontology annotation, biological process: protein ubiquitination; ubiquitin-dependent protein catabolic process. The coding region runs from base 1 to 342 and encodes 113 amino acids. The record is from RefSeq and is a predicted model, not a curated record. The transcript has a single exon. Gene Ontology annotation, molecular function: cullin family protein binding; ubiquitin protein ligase activity; zinc ion binding. Gene Ontology annotation, cellular component: cullin-RING ubiquitin ligase complex; nucleus. Lineage: Eukaryota; Fungi; Ascomycota; Saccharomycetes; Saccharomycetales; Saccharomycetaceae.
AUGGCGGAUGAUCAAAUGGAUAUAGAUGAGCCUUUGGAGGCGGUACCUCCGGCUACCGGAGGAGAGAAGUCCAAGAAAUUUCAGAUCAAGAAGUGGACCGCAGUGGCAUUCUGGUCCUGGGAUAUAGCUGUUGAGAAUUGCGCAAUUUGCAGAAAUCACAUUAUGGAACCAUGUAUCCAGUGCCAGCCUAAUGCUAUGACAGAUACUGAUAACGAAUGUGUGGCGGCGUGGGGAACAUGCAAUCACGCGUUCCACCUGCAUUGUAUCAACAAAUGGUUACUUACAAGAAAUGCAUGUCCACUGGACAAUAAGACAUGGCAAUUUGCGAAAUAUGGGAAGUGA